Mugil cephalus (flathead mullet) is the source of this 3236-nucleotide messenger RNA. RefSeq names its product estrogen-related receptor gamma-like. Gene Ontology annotation, cellular component: nucleus. NCBI's taxonomy places the organism in Eukaryota, Metazoa, Chordata, Actinopteri, Mugiliformes, Mugilidae. The record is from RefSeq and is a predicted model, not a curated record. The coding region runs from base 342 to 1733 and encodes 463 amino acids. Gene Ontology annotation, biological process: regulation of DNA-templated transcription. Gene Ontology annotation, molecular function: zinc ion binding; nuclear steroid receptor activity; steroid binding. The transcript is spliced from 8 exons.
GCUUCGCCUGCAGACCCUUGACACACACAGCUAGUAGUCACAACAGUCGGGACUUCAAAGGCGGCCGGGGGCAGUGGGUGAGAAGUGUGAGUGACGGGAAGACAGACGCAGAGACAAUAUGAGCGGAGCUGAGAGUGUGAGACGGCAGAGGACAGGGCAGUAGAUGGAGACAUACGUUUAGAGGCAUAAUAGAUAGAGAGUGACAAAUAGCACAGUGAGAUAUAUGGUUUAUUAAAGCUGCUGAGGAGGAGAGAAGGAUAGAAGAAACCAAGAGAAGGAGGAGGGGAGGCGUCCCUGCACUGAAUAUUUUCUCCUGAUCGGAGCAUGGUGGCAGAGCGCACAUGGAUUUAGUCGACCUCUACCUCCCAGAGUGCUUCACCUACCACUCUGACACAGAGCAUCUGGCCAGGAUGUCAGUGAGGGGCUUGGACCCCACCUGUCCCACUUCCAUAAAGCGUGAGCCUUCCAGCCCCAGCCCUAGCUCUCAGGGCGACAUCAGCCCGGCUCAACCCAGCCCCGGGAGCUCUUCCUCGGACACCAAUUCCAGCUACGGCCCCCUCAUUAAGGGCCACAAUCAUACGAAUGGGCUGGACUCGCCAAGCCUCUACGGUCACGCAGCGGCGUUGGCUAAUAAUGGGGGAACAAACAGGAGGUUUGGGGAGGAAGAAGGCCAAGUGAAGUGUGAAUUCAUGCUGGGCUCGGUGGCCAAGCGGGUGUGUCUGGUGUGCGGUGACGUGGCCUCCGGCUACCACUACGGUGUGGCCUCUUGCGAAGCCUGCAAGGCCUUCUUCAAGAGAACCAUCCAGGGUAACAUUGAGUACAGCUGCCCAGCGUCCAACGAAUGUGAAAUCACCAAGAGAAGACGGAAAUCUUGCCAGGCCUGUCGAUUCGUGAAAUGUCUGGCCGUGGGCAUGCUGAGAGAAGGUGUGCGUCUGGACCGGGUUCGUGGCGGAAGGCAAAAGUACAAGAGGAGGAUAGACGCUGAGAACAGCCCAUACCUGCACCCUCAGAGUGCCCUGCCACAGAAAAAAAUAUUCUCUGCUGGAGGUGUGGUGGAGAACAAGGUGGUAUCUCUGCUGCUGGUGGCCGAGCCAGAGGGCAUCUUCGCCAUGCCGGACCCCACCGUACCCGAGAGCGACAUCAAGGCUCUGACCACGCUGUGCGACCUGGCUGACAGAGAGCUGGUGGUCAACAUCGGCUGGGCCAAACACAUCCCAGGCUUCCCCUCACUCUCUCUGGCGGACCAGAUGAGUCUGCUGCAGAGCGGCUGGAUGGAGAUUUUGAUCCUUCGGGUGGUGUUCCGCUCGCUGGCCUUGGAGGACAAGUUGGUGUACGCCGAGGACUACGUCAUGGACGAGGAGCAGUCGAAGCUGGCCGGGCUGCUCGACCUCAACAACGCCAUCCUGCAGCUGGUCAAGAAAUACAAAACUAUGGGGCUGGAGAAGGAGGAGUUUGUGGUCCUGAAAGCCAUCGCAUUAGCUAACUCAGACUCCAUGCAAAUUGAAGACUCAGAGGCAGUUCAGAGACUCCAGGACGUCCUCCACGGGGCCCUACAGGACUACGAGGCCACCCACCACCCGGAGGACCCACGGCGCGCGGGAAAGAUGAUCAUGACCCUCCCUCUCCUCCGCCAGACGGCCGCUCGCGCCGUCCAGCACUUCUGCAGCAUCAAACAGGAUGGUCGGGUGCCUAUGCACAAACUGUUCCUCGAACUGCUCGAGGCCAAGGCCUGACCCAAGGCAGAGCCAGCCACCAGGCUUCGUCCCGACCCACCACGCAGAGGUUAGGAUGAGAAGAAACGAAGGAUAACGGGUAACGGUGGGGGGUGGCACCAUGUAUUUGUCCAUUUCAGCUUGCUUUUGACAGUAAACUCUUGAAUUCGCGGGAACACAGCAGCUGGAACACUUUUAGAUCCCUCCUCCUCCUCCUCCUUCCGACGAAAGAUCGAAUGGAAGCAAAAACAGUUUUGGCAUUUUAGAGUCUUGACGGCGACGCCGCAUCAGGCGCGCUGAACUGCUUCGAGGCGGCCGGAGACGAACGGACGGACGGCGCGAAAGCAGAGGAAACGCCUUCUAGAGAUUUGAACAUGCCAAAACGUAGAGCUGAUACUUGAAGAUCCUCGUGGAUUAUUUUCUUCAUCUCGAAAGCCUGUAAAAUCUGCAUUGUAGAGCGUUUAGUGAUGAUUUGGUUUCACUUGUGUAGAAAAGGCAAAUGUGUCCUGAGAGGUACAGUUAGUCUUGCCAAAGAGUAAAGACUCAUAUUAUCGAAUAAAACCAGCAAACGUCCACUGUAACAUAACGUGGCCAAUAAGACACUCACGUAAACCUGCAUCCCUCUUCUGUUGCAUAUCGCAAAAAAAUAUCUAUUCUUCACAUCCGAUUCAUAGAUGAGGGAAAGGAAGCAAUGAAGUGGCCGGCCAUAAUAAAACAAUAACCGGCCUCCUUAUUUUAUCAGGCAAGUUCAGGGAAAGAGUACUUAAUGUCAUGAUAAGCAAAGUGAUAUUUAUUUAAUAGCGCCUCUGUUCUUUUUUUUGUUGUUUUCUUUUACUAACACAGCGUUAAUGAGCGGCGGAUGAUAAUUUUUUAAAAGAUUUUUAAAUGACAUCAUUGUAAGAUAAUUUUUUUACUAGCUUCUCUGCUACAGCGCUGACACCCAUACCAUAUCACGACAGAAUUAAAGACGACGCGAUUAGAGCCUGUACUUGAAGAUCAUAAAGUCGUAGAGUUGUUGUAGACCCAUAGAUAUAAACUAUGUAAAGUGGCUGCCACGCUGUAUAACCUGGAGUGGGAAGAGUCGCUCGAUGUCUUUUCUAUGGUAGACGUCUGUGUGUAGGAUGAGAAUUUGUGCACUAAUUUUCCUUUUUAGCCAUGAAGUUUUGGGGGGGAAACCGGUGAUGGCGCUCUGUUGAUCUGUUAGUGUGUUCUGUGUGAAGAGUAGUUUUCUCUGAAAUUUGUCUUCUUCUUUCUGCACAUUUCAAAUGAAGGGAUUGAACUCGGAAGGGCACCAAAAUGGGCCCUUGUUUAACUCGAAGGUACUGUGACACUGUAACAUUUGUGGCGAGAUGUAGCGGCGGGAUGGCGGCUUAGAUGUUUUUUUGUCGUGUACGAUUUGCCGUGUGUGCGUCGGAGAUGUCUGGAGAUGCAAAUGAGCUUUGUUUUCGGAUGAGCUGUGCCGUGCUAUUUCAUUCUCAGGUGGAUUUUUGGGCAAUAAAGAUGAUCCCCUUAAUGCAAAGCUCA